Messenger RNA from Gongylonema pulchrum, 157 nucleotides. Lineage: Eukaryota; Metazoa; Nematoda; Chromadorea; Rhabditida; Gongylonematidae. The record is from the annotation of a GenBank genome assembly.
UACGCGGUUCCGUUUGGUGGAGGCGGCGGCUACGCUUUUCCAGGUGGUGGUGGUGGUGGCUACGUUGGACGUUAAGACGUACUUAUGCAUCCACUUGUUUGUUAUGCCUCGAAAACAAAACUCUGUUUUGGUCCUAAAAUGGUGCAUUAUUUCAUGA